AUGUGGGCCAUUGAUCAGGAUACCCGCAAUCUCGAUGCUCUUCGUGGUGUUCUGUACCCUGAGGACGUUGUGAUGACGGACAGCAUGAAGGAUGAUACCAGCUAUUGGGAAAGCCAAUAUCCUGGUGACUGUAGAACUACGGAAUGUGGUAAACACUGUCCUACCGGUACUAUCGAGAUGGAUACUUUUAAAUGUCCGGAUGGUGGUGAUAAGGACGACUCUCGCAUCUGCUGUCCUAUCGCUGCUGCCCCUGACCCAGAUACCUGCCACUGGCGUGGUGGCGAGUCUGGAAUUCUUUGCAAUGGACAAUGCCAUGGUGGUGAAGUGGCCCUGGCCUCGGCCGAAGAGAUCAAGAACUGGAAAGACUGCUAUUGGGCUGGGAGAGGUGACCGAUCUGUCUAUAGUUGUGAUGACAACCAUUGUAACACUGGUCACGAGGUUGAGCUUACGCUGAGUCUAUACGGUGAAGGAGAGGACUGUAUGCCAACGUCUCGUCAACGAGCCUUCUGCUGCACACCCGCAAGUGGUGAAUUACUGUUUAUGCCAGUCCCUUUGGAGUAUCUGUUUGAGAAUUCCCCAGAGAAUGCAGAUGACCCCGACUUCAAUCUCUCGGUAGACGACACCUGGGGCACUGGUGACACUCAAGGCGAUGCUGAUGAAGAGCCUGAAGACGCUGCUUUUGGAUUUGUGGUUAUAACCGCCCCUGAUGAGGUUUAUGUCAGCUUGGAUAAGCGUGAUGGCUCGCCCUGGGAGUUAAUGGACUGCCCCGACAGCGAUAGCAAAGAGGAGCAUACUAUCCGCAUGAUCUGUACUGAUUCCUCCGCGGACAGCAAGUGUGACCACAUUCACCGUGGAAAGGGUGCUCCUGGUACCAUUCUUCAAAUGCCUAGUCGCUGUGGCCCCGGUCGAUAUGCCGUCGCAAAGGAGCUUAAGGAGUCCUAUAACCAGAGUCUCCCGGGUCAUCUGAACAAGCGUGAGCUUGAGGGCAGAUCCGUCUACGACUUGACCUUCGACUACGACUUCAAGCAUGUCCCUCGUGAUUACGGCGAUGCCUUGAUGCGUAUUGACUAUAGUAACCAGCCUGGAUACUGGGACUCUGUUGUCGACAGGCCCGCUAGUAACUCCGAGCGAAAGGCCAAACGCGCAAAGCGGGAUGAAACAGGCUAUCACAAGAACCGAAAGCGCUAUCUCGAAGAUGAAUGGCGUGAUGCGUAUCAUCAUGGUGGUAUGGAGCGCCAUGAGGUCCAUAAGCAUUGGUUCGGUGAGGAUAUCCUCAACUGGCUCGGUCAAUUGAUCACUACUGGUGAAGCCGAGGCCACCAAGGAGCUCAACCAUAAGGUCAAUGAGAAAGUCGAGCUCCUUCUCAUUGACCAGCAGUUCGGACCAUGCCCUGUUGGUGGAGCCCAGGCUCAGGCGAAUAUUCGAUCAUCCAUCACAGCCUCGAUUGAUGUUGAGACCUCUUUCGGUAUAACCAUUAUCACCACCCUCAAGGAGGGCAUGGAUCUCAGCAGAUCCUACCUUUACUUCAGAAACGCCGGAGAGGUUGAAGCUAGGUUUGAACUUGACGCCGUUGCUUCUCUGACGUACUCGACCGGUGAUAUCAAGCUGCUCGGUCUCGACGACUUCCCCGGCGCAACCUUCCGCGUGCCUGGAGUUGUUACGGUCGGUCCGAACCUCGCAGUCUAUGCCUCUGCAGAUGCCUCGAUUGUUCUAGCGGGACAUCUGGAAGCAGACGUUACUCUCGCAUCCUGGGAAAUUCAACAGACCUACCCUCAAAACGAUGAAUACCCAGAAAAAGCCCUCAAUGAGCCCGACCGUAAGGCUAAGACCAUUGGCAAGCCCCAUUUCGAUGCCUCUGUCUCUGCCAACGGCGAGAUUACCUUGCAUCUGAAGCCAACUGUCAGCUUUGGAAUUGACUUCGAUGACCGCUGGAAGAUACCCCGGUGUUCCGUUGAUCUUGUCCUGGAUGGAUAUGUGAUCAGACAUGCGGAAGCUUCCUACGCACUCGACGGGGACAACAGCUGUCCACUCAGCUAUGGUAUUGAUGCUGGUUCAAAGAUGUACGCUCAGCUUGACGCCCCUGAGGAAUUUGGUUGGGGCGACGAUCUCCGAGUCACGCUCGCAGAGGUGCCCAGGAAGCAAAUCACGCCUUCAACCUGCGUUGGUGAGAAGGGCAAGCGAACUUUGCUGGGCUAUGAAGCAUACAAUUCUUCCGUGGAAGACUCUUCCUCGCGUAGAAAUGAAUACAUGCCUAUGCCUGUUUCUCAUUCCAUUGCCAAGCGUGACACACUUACCCUUGGCCCUCUGGUCACGAUCCCCGAUGACUUCCUUAAUUGCCCUGGUGAGGGUGGGGGAAAGAAUUCUUGCGUGAUGUGCUCAAUGUACGGCACGAAAGUCAGUGACAGCGAUGACUCGAAACGAGAUGUCUCUUCUCUGUUCGGCCGUGACGAUGAUAGUGGUUCUUGUCCUAUCUACCCAUCCCCAGAUAGUGGAAAGUGCUACGAUACAGAUUCGUUCCUUUUCGACCGCGCUUCUGACCCACAAGAGCCUAAAAAGAUGAGUCUCAGCUUCUAUGAUAACAACAAGAAAUUUAUAUAUUUGAGGUAUCCCCGGUGUAACGCAAAGGACGACGGGCCGACGGGUGUGGCGAAGUGGUAUCUUCCCGAGUUUAUGCUAUCCAGCUCACAAGAUAUCAACGACAACAGAAGCAAAUUGCCCGCGAAGGACUUCCGUACGGAGCACGUCUUUGAGGUACAUCUGGUCAAGCAUUUCCUUGAGUGGGUGUGCGGAGGAAAGGAAUCCAAAUAUGGAGGUCUUGGCGAGGUUCCUUUCCCUAAGAAAUGGACACGUCCUGACUCGACUUGGUGCUCAGAGGUGUUUAGAGGUUCUAAUGGCGGAAUGACUUGGUCGAGAAAUAAUGGGCCCAAAAUGAACUGGGUCCAACAUACCGCUGAAUUCCUCGGAAAUGGCCAAUCGCUUGACCUGCUCGUCAUGUAUCACGAAAAGCCCAACGGAGUCAAAGAGGUUAUUACCGAAGGAAGGAAGUCUAGCCUCCCUAAGGACGACCCCAGCAACGGUUACAUCGUUGAGCUAAAAGAGAUAGCGGAUAAGGUCAUGAUGACUGCUACUGUUUGGAACUAUCUGCAGGAAUUUAGCGACAAGUGGACCAAGCCCAGUCAGAACAUCGAAUUGAUCUCGGACAAAUUCGACCAUGAAUAUACCCGCCAAUAUUCCCAGAACAAGCCAAACGGACAGGCCCUCAAGCCAGACGAUACCACCUGGGGCCUCAAACACUGGGGUCUGCGUACCCUAUGGGCCUACUGGAUUGACAACCAUCUGGCCAAGAUUGAGCAGAUUCAGGCGGAUUGGCACAAGACCGCUAAAGACCAGAUCAGUUCCAUAAAAGAUAAGAUGGACCCGAAAAAGACAGACGCUGUCGCGAAGAAGUUUGCAGACAUCACCAUGACUACUGGAGACGCAGCAGUGGGAAAAUUCAAGUUCCCAACGUCUAAUGCGGGUAAACCGCUUCCUGGUACUGCGACAAGUGCAUCAAAUGACGAAAGCAAGUACGGAAUGUGGGGAGGCAACCAGCUAGGAAAGCUGGGCCUGUAG
This is a messenger RNA of Penicillium waksmanii, 3612 nucleotides long. RefSeq lists its product as uncharacterized. The transcript has 7 exons. The record is from RefSeq and is a predicted model, not a curated record. Lineage: Eukaryota; Fungi; Ascomycota; Eurotiomycetes; Eurotiales; Aspergillaceae. The coding region runs from base 1 to 3612 and encodes 1203 amino acids.